CCGUCUCCAGCCUAGAAGCUGGGCAGCACAUUGGCACCCUCGACCUUUCUUCUAAUCUGAUCGCGCCGCUUUCGGCGGCCGAUUCCCUCAAGCCCCAGCUUCCUCCACGGAUCCCUCAAGCCCCAGCUUCCUCCACGUUCCGUGUUUUGACCCGUUACGACAGCUCCAGCGACCGACAGUGAAGCUGCGAACUGUAGCCAAUGAGGCAUCGGUGUGGGCGGGCCCGGGAUGAGAGCGCACCCCUGAUUGGUCAGCGGUACUUGGCAAAUGGCGGAGGCGCUGAGGCGGGUGCUGGAUGCGGGCAGCGCGGCGAGGCCCGAGGGGGUUGGAGCUAGCGGGCCACCGUUGCUGCUGCUCGGCGCUCCGCGUUCCGCGCAGACGUCGCUGCUGUUUGCAGCCGCCCUCGAGGCGGCAGGGGAAGGCCGCGGGCCUGUCCUCUUCCUGACACGAAGGCCACUUCAGAGCCUGCCGCUCAAUACACCCGCAGCGCGGGAACCCUGGCGGCUCCAGAAGGUUCGAUUCCAGUACCCAUCCUCAGUUCCAGAGCUUCUCCAGCUGCUAGCCUCUGCCCAUGAGGCCCCAGGGCCUGCCCCGUCCCUUCUUCUGCUGGAUGGCCUGGAAGACUAUCUAGCAGAAGAUUCAGGGGCCCAGGAAGCCGCCUACUUGGCUGCAUUGCUUCUGGAUACUGUUGCCUACUUUAGCCACCAUCUUGGAGCCAGUGGCAGCUGCGGGCUUGUGGUGGCCCUUGAGACCCAAAAAGAAGCAGACGGUGAUGUCCCACAUCUGACAUUGCUUCAGCGGUAUUUUCCUGCACAGUGCUGGCUGCAGCCAGAUGCCCUAGGCUUGGGACAGCAGUACUGCCUUCGAGCCAGCCUGGCGUCGGGCCCGCUGAGCCCCAGGAUGGAGUGGUCAGUGACUUUCUUACCCAGUGGAGAGAUGAAGAUCACCCCAUGGCCUACCCAGGCUUCUAAGCCCUGCUCAGAUAGAAAAGGUUCAAGUGCUAGAAACCAGUCAUUAACUUUGGCAUGUGACAACCUCUCUGGUCCUCAGUGUCCCUUGGAUAGAACACUGACUUCGGGGACAGUUGCAGAGUCAAAGACCUGAACAGUGUAGGUUUUCUUUUAAAGACUAGCACUGUUGAGAGCUGGUGAGAUGGCUCAGUGGGGAAGGGACCUUGCCAACCUGCAUGAUGCCUGACUUUGAUUCCUGGGACCCACAUGGUUGGAGUCUAGAGCUGACUCCUGCAGGUUGUCUUCUGACCUCCACUUUUGGGUGGUGACACACACGCGCCCUCCACACUAAUAAUAAUAAAUAAAUAAUAAACCCUUCUAAAUAAAUAAAUAUAGUCAGCUGGAGCUUCCUUUGCCCACUGGCUGUCAUUGAUGAGAUUCAGCCACGUUUCCUAGUUCAUUCCUUUACCUCUUGCAUUCUCUUCCCAGACAGGACCUUGUGUAGCUCAGGCUAGGCUCAGACUAAAUAAAUACUUAGCAGAGGCUAUCCUUGAACUUCUGAUCCUCUAGCCCCAUCUCUUGAGGGCAGGGCCUCUGGCGUGUGCUCCUAUACUUGACUCCUCUUGCCUACUCCAUGGGUGCCUGUAUCCAUUACCUCUGUGUCUCUGCUUACAUACUGUUGGGAUUAAACAUACACAUGCCCUUGCACAUGUGUGUAGGGUGUACGGCUGGGAGUGGACUCACUCCACAUAGAGUAUAGGACAUACAUUUUUUUAAAAUAUUUAUUUAGUAUACAAUAUUCUGUCUGCUUAUAUGCCUGCAGGCCACAAGAGGGCGCCAGACCUCAUUACAGAUGGUUAUGAGCCACCAUGUGGUUGCUGGGAAUUGAACUCAGGACCUUUGGAAGAGCAGGCAAUGCUCUUAACCAUUGAGCCAUCUCUCCAGCCCAGGACAUACAUUUUUAAUGCAUUAAACUGAUUUUGAGCAUGGUUAUAUGCAAAAUGGUAGGCCCAGCUUUGGGACGUAGGUGUAGGAGGUCACUGUGUAAGGUUGUCCUAAGCCACUCUGGCAUACACUAGACCCUGUCUCAGAAGAACCCAAAUGGGCCAGGCUGUUAAUCCUAGUGUGUUUAAGGCCAGCCUGGUUUCAAUGGACUGUUCAGACCACCCAGGGCUACAUAGUGAGACCCUGUCUCAAAGGCAAAACAAAAAAACUAGGGAGCUGGAGAGAGGGCUCGGUGGUUAAGAAUUCUCCCACAGGAUGUGGGUUUAGUUCCCAGCAUUCCUAUCAGACACAACAUUUGCAACUACAGCUCCAGGGGAUCUGAUGCCCUCUUCUGGUCUCCUUGGACAUUGGGCAAGAAGUGGUGAACAUACAUACAUAUAAGCAGAACGCUCAUACACAUGAAAUUAAAGGAUGUAGGGCCCGGGUCUACCCUUGUUCCUGGGGUGCAUCUUGAAGACAGUUUUUGGUCAGCUAACUAAAGCAUUCUGUUUGUUUCUGUGCUCCCCCUGUCUCACCUGGUGAUUAGCUGUAGUGCAUUGUUGACUUCAUCUUUGGCAUGGUAAUUUUCCAUCUGCCUGGGCAGAAAUCCUUGUGCAGCAGCUAGGUAUAUAAAGAUUUUCCCAAGGUUGAAUAAAGGGCAUUCGGCUGAUCUCCUUUCGAAUG
Alexandromys fortis (reed vole) is the source of this 2618-nucleotide messenger RNA. RefSeq names its product SWIM-type zinc finger 7 associated protein 1 (gene Swsap1). Gene Ontology annotation, molecular function: single-stranded DNA binding. NCBI's taxonomy places the organism in Eukaryota, Metazoa, Chordata, Mammalia, Rodentia, Cricetidae. The transcript is spliced from 2 exons. Gene Ontology annotation, cellular component: Shu complex. The record is from RefSeq and is a predicted model, not a curated record. The coding region runs from base 268 to 1104 and encodes 278 amino acids. Gene Ontology annotation, biological process: double-strand break repair via homologous recombination.